UGUCAGUCCGUUUGCCAAGCUCAGUCGAGAUCUCGCGUGCCUCGCUCGAUUGCUCGCCCUGACGCGCGUUGACAGUCUCCGCUCCGACCUGUGUUCACAUUCGACCCUGCUCUAGUGGUGGUGGUGGUGGUGGUGCUGCUGGACGAUCGCGCUCGCAUGCCCUCGACCGGGCUCGACGGCGCAGGGACCGCGGACCGGACUUAUUCCUCGUGAGUGCGCUCGCGGUGCGGCUUCGGGACCACUGGGCGACCGGCCGCGACCGGCCGACGCCUCGCCGCGUCGCGGCAGACGACCACCGACCGUCCGCCGCGACGGUCCGCCGCCCGGCACCUAUGGACAUAGAUCCGUUCGAAGAUCCACCCUAUCGGCGCUCCAGGCGGCGAGUCUGAGCGCGGGGCGCUGCCCCGCCGCGCCCCCUGGGCGCCCACCGACGGCGACGCCGACCACUCGAGCCGCCCUUUACCUUCCACCACCGGACCCCGCGUGGUGCCGCGCACCGCUAGCGGCCGAUCCGCCUCAGAAUCGCCGCGGGUCCGCGGCUACUGGUCGAUCUGCAUUCCGUCGAAACGCCACGUUUUUCACUUCCCAACUCCAACCGAGGUUCCACGACUGCCCAAGGGGGCCGUUGUCAGCGACCACGUGCGCUGCCGCGCGCAGAGUGGAGGCCCCACGGACGCAGCCGCGCAAGUAGCGUAGCCGAGGUGUUGCACGGACCGAGCUGAAGAUAACAUUGGCUCCCCUUCGAGCAGACUUUUCGCCCGAGAUAUGGCGAUUCCCUUCGCCCUGCCGUCCGAGGACGAGGCCGAGGCUCAGGGCCAACAGCUGGAGCAACUCAUGCUCGACCUGUACGCCGCGCUGCAACAGGUCCUUCGCAUCAGGAACGCUCAACACCCUUCACGAAACCACCGGCUGCCUCGGCGGUCGGGCGACAUGCCGGGUUUCCGGGAGCACCCGGUGGUCCUGAUCGACUCGGACCUGUCCCGGCUGCCGCUCCCGGACCUGGUGCUGUCCGCCGUGGAGCAGCUCCCGACUCCGACCCCCCUGGUGACCGCCUCCGCCCCCAGCAGUCCGACGAGGGACGCGGCCUUCCAGUUCCCCGAGGCCAGCGUGCCCGUCCCGAUCCCCAGGCCGCGGCCACGGAGGCGCAGGCUGACCUCGGAGUGCUCUGUCCAGGAGAAGGAGAGGAUGAACGCCUGCUGCGGCCAACCCCCCACGGCUAUAGAGAGGGAGUGGGCCAGCAUCGGGUCCAACCUCAGGAACAUCGCCGACGACUUCCACGCCAGUCAUACCAAGGGUGCCGAGGUCGAGAAAUCCCGACUACCGUUCAUCGGGUCGACGUCAUCGGCAGCCGACAGCUUCUUCUCGUUCCUGUUGCCGGCGCCUCUGCGAGAAACCCUGUGGACGACGGUGGCGCUAUACCUGGGAUGGAGGCUCGUCUCGCGUCUCCGAUAGAGGAGGUAUUACGGGAUCAUCCUUGAUACGAUGCCAUAAGAGCGAGCCUGCGAUUGGC
Orussus abietinus is the source of this 1510-nucleotide messenger RNA. RefSeq lists its product as uncharacterized. Lineage: Eukaryota; Metazoa; Arthropoda; Insecta; Hymenoptera; Orussidae. Bases 766 to 1452 code for a protein of 228 amino acids. The record is from RefSeq and is a predicted model, not a curated record. The transcript is spliced from 3 exons.